Molecule: messenger RNA, 1358 nt
Organism: Emericellopsis atlantica
Lineage: Eukaryota; Fungi; Ascomycota; Sordariomycetes; Hypocreales; Bionectriaceae
Exons: 2
Coding region: 262-1077 (271 amino acids)
Source: RefSeq, a predicted model, not a curated record
AGAAGGUUCUAUGGAACGAGACACAUGCUCGCCAUGCGCUGAGCCAAGAUUUGGCCAAAGCCGGGCUUCCUACACUCACCGUCUGUCGCCAUUCGGUCGACAAGGCCGAGAAAUGCUGCGUCUGCCAGCACAACAAAAGAUGCAUCAGAGACGACGUUCAACACUGUGGAUGAAGAAAUUCUCGGAGUCCGCGCCUUUGGCGACCAUGAAAAAGUCUGUCAUGGUUUGGAGAUAGCGAGUGCUGUCUUCACUUCGCAGACCAUGGCCGACAUCCUGCCUGUGUUCGACGUGAUCAACGCCACGGACCAUGUCAUCAACGACAGCUGCGGCAUGCACAUCCAUGCUGGCUUUACGGAUGGUCUAUCCCAUAUAGAGGCCAAGAAAAUUAUCACCGUGGUUGCCUUGGUUGAAGGCUGCUUCAUUAGGCAGAUUCUGCCGGCUGAUCGUCUUGAAUCGCUGUUCAUCGACCCAAUUUCCACCGAGUCCAAUCUGAGCACCGAAGCGCACCGUGCAGCCUUGUUUGAGGCUGCACAGUCUGCUUCACAAACUUUACUUCCCGUGACGGACAAGAUGCGAGCUCACCUGCCGCGUAGUGUGCUUGAGAUGCGAAAGCGAGGAUGGAACAAGACCACUGGCCACCUUCAACUCAAGAACCUGAUCAAGACCAUCUGGCACACGAACAACAUGUACGAGCUUGCUCGCGGUAUCCUCAUCAAAGGCGGCAAUAUGCGCGGCGGUGCUGCCAUUUGUCUCCGUCUGCCACACAACUUGAAGAGGGUGAGCCUGCGCAACCCCCUUCGGGAUGAUCUUCCAGUCAAGACCCCGUCGUCGAUUGAGUUUCGCUACCCGCCCAUGAAGGCCGACAAAGACCACUUCAAGCUGUGGAUUGAACUCGCCAAGACAAUCAUGAAUUUCGGUAAGAUGACUGACACGGUCUACUCUCAACGACUUGACCGUCUUGUUGGUGUUCUGAAUGGAUGUUCUGCUAUUGGGCAGACAUGGACGCUUGUUCUCAUUGAGCUUGGCCUAGGCGAGCGAGUCGAGGCUUGGAAGGCACACAAGCGCGGCGAUCAUUAGAGUGCGCAGUUUUCAAUAUGUCAUGUUUCUCACGGUAAGAUAGAGGUAGGUUGCCAGUAUUGUCGCGAUUUCAUUUCUUGCUAGGUUCGUAUGACUCUCAAUCAAGACUGACUAAAACAGACCAGUUGCCAACCAGUAUCCGUCCUAAGCCACAAAGUACAGGAAAACAUUUUCAUAUCCUCGACACCCAUCUUGGGGGUCGUAUCUCGUUUUCUCUCAGUGUUCCAGUUCCCAUCCUUCUCGUUGUCAAGAUAGACAGACAUGCCAAGUUCUUCAUAGAC